UUCACUAUCAAUGCUCCGCCCACCCGGUGCGCUCUCAUAAAAAAAACGAGCGUUCCCGGUAGAGGAGCAGCUGUUUUGGUCUGUUUGAGCAGAAGCUCUUAGUUUAACGCGCAGAAGAUUCUGUAUUUCUCCGUGAGAAGGGUCUGUCCUCACUGUUGUCUGCCUCACAGGAACAAUGAUGAACUUCUGCGGUCUGCUCACUGAAAAGAAGGAACCAGUUCCUCUGAAGAGCAUUGAUGCUCAGCUGGAGGUGAAGGACCACGUAGCUACUCUGGUCUCCACUCUGAACUAUGAGAACAAGGAGGACAAACCUCUAGAGGCUGUGUUUGUCUUCCCUCUGCCUGGAGAUGCUGCUGUGUGUCAUUUCAGUGCUCAGAUUGGAAAAACACACAUUGUAGCUGAGGUGAAGGAGAAACAGCAGGCUCAGGAGGAGUAUGAUGACGCUCUGAGCUCCGGUCAGCAGGCCUUCCUGUUGGAGGAGAGUGAGCAGAGUCCAGAUAUCUUCUCUCUGAAGGUGGGCAGGCUGCCUCCAGGAGAGAGCGCCUCCAUCAGGCUGGAGUACGUCACUGAGCUGGCUGUGCAGGCUGAUGAUGGGCUGAGGUUCUGUCUGCCUGCUGUGCUCAACCCUCGGUACCAACCCCAGGGUAGUGAAAGUUCCAGUGUCCAGGUGACCUCAGUUCCAGCCUCUCUGGUGCCCUACAGUCUGUCCUUUUCCGCCCAAGUGUCCUCUCCUCGUCCAAUCUCUAAAAUAGAGUCCAGUUGCUCUCUGGAGCCUCUUCAGUAUCUCAACGCUGAUCAAACUAAGGCCACGGUUAAAUUGGGUGGAGGACACAAGUUUGACAGAGACAUUGAGCUACUGAUUUAUUACAAAGACGCCCACCAGCCCUCUGCUGUGGUGGAGGCAGGACAGGCCUCUGCCAAACCUGGCUCUCUGAUGGGUGACCCAGUGGUGAUGGUUAGUCUUUACCCUGAGUUCCCCCAAUCAGUGAUGUCCUCACUCGCCACCUGUGGAGAGUUUGUGUUCUUGAUGGAUCGAUCAGGAAGUAUGGGCUGCUCCAUGAACAACAGCACACCGCAAGAAACUCGCAUUAGCAGUGCACGGGAUACUCUGCUGCUCCUGUUGAAGAGUUUACCAAUGGGCUGCUACUUCAACAUUUAUAGUUUUGGUUCCUCCUUUGAGCACAUCUUCCCUAAGAGCGUGGAGUACAGUGAGAAGACCAUGAAGGAGGCUCUAGAAGAGGUUGAAAAGAUGGAGUCUAAUCUUGGAGGAACAGAGAUUCUUCAGCCUCUUAAACACAUUUACAGCCAAGCCUGCAUUCCCAAACAUCCUCGACAGUUGUUUGUCUUCACUGACGGAGAGGUGGGGAACACCAAAGAAGUUACUGAUCUUGUUAAGAAGAAUGCAGACUCCCACAGGUGUUUCUCUUUUGGGAUUGGAGAAGGAGCCAGCUCUGCUCUCAUCAACGGGAUGGCCAAAGACGGCGGAGGUCACGCUCAGUUCAUCACUGGGGCUGACAGGAUGCAACCAAAAGUGAUGCAGUCACUCAGGUUUGCACUGCAGCCAGCUGUGGAGGACAUUUCCGUCUCUUGGGAUUUACCAAAGGGAGUGUCCGCCACCGUUCUCUCUCAACCCAUUACAGCAAUAUUUCAGGGUCAGAGAUCGCUGAUUUAUGCUCAGCUUACAGGACCGAGUUCAGAGGAAGCAGAUGGCAGUGUGACAGUGAAGUACAGCCUGGCAGGUCAUCCCUCUCAGAACCAGCUGCACUUCAACCUCAAACCUGCAGAGGACUCUGGAUUAACAGUCCACAGGCUGGCUGCUCGCACUGUGAUUCGCUCUAUGGAGUCAGAGGAGAGGACACGAAGAAGACACCAGGGUGAAAAAAUGAAGAAGAAGGUGGUGGAGCUCAGCAUCCAAUCAGGAGUAAGCAGUUGUUUCACUGCCUUCAUUGCUGUCAACAAAGACAGCGGCCAGGCAGUUCAAGGACCGCUGGUGCGCAGAAAUGUCCCAACAGUAAUGGCGAAUUUGGGUUUAGCUCCACAAAGAGCUCAUACGUCUCUUCGAUCUCGACUUAACAAUUAUAUGCCUUCUCUAUUUCGACGUGACAAUUAUACGUCUGUUCAAUCUCAACCUGACUAUUGUAAGUAAAACAACAACAUUAAGUAACUUGUCUGAAAAACCCUCAAUAAGAGAUUAUCAUUAUUCUACUGUUUCCUGUUGUCUUCUUUUCUUUUCUGCUACUAAUAACAGAAACCUGUUAUGUGACUCAUGUGACGCAAAAAAGUAUUUCCAUUGCAGUUUUGCGAAAUACAUCUAUUUCAAUGCGACCAAAAAACGUGUCGAAAAAUGUUUUUUUUUUCUCCAAAUUGAUGUGUUUCCAUGAAGUAAAUGUAUCUCUGUAAUUUCAGUUAGCGCAUCUCUAUGCUUGUGAGAAGAGACCCACCAAUACACAUUUACGAAGGUUUACAUUUUAUCUGUUGAAAAUAAAUCACAUUUUCUCUGGAUUUAAACCGCAAU
This is a messenger RNA of Xiphophorus couchianus (Monterrey platyfish), 2515 nucleotides long. Its product is annotated as von Willebrand factor A domain-containing protein 5A-like. The record is from RefSeq and is a predicted model, not a curated record. The transcript is spliced from 18 exons. Bases 176 to 2146 code for a protein of 656 amino acids. NCBI's taxonomy places the organism in Eukaryota, Metazoa, Chordata, Actinopteri, Cyprinodontiformes, Poeciliidae.